AUGUCGGUGAACCCGUACAAGUGGAUAGUGGGGCUUUACGCCGAAGACGCGAUGCUGAGCUACCACGGAAAAGCUGCCAUGGUUGAGGCGGGAGAGCUCGCCCCGCACCUGUUCGGCGUGGCCGAUCACGCGUACUCAGAGCUGGUGAAGGGUCACUUGGAAGCCGAGUCCGAGACUAAGAAGGACGUGCGCGCCAGGAAGGCUAGGGCCUCAAACCAGUCCAUCAUCAUCAGCGGGGAGAGUGGGUCGGGCAAGACAGAGGCGACGAAGAUCAUCAUGCAGUACCUAGCCAGGAUCACGUCGGGUGAAGCGAUUGGGGCGUCAGAUGCUGGCGAGGUUUCUGAUGCGUGCAGAGACUCCCGAGCAGCCAGCGAGGCCAUCAUGCUACACGUGGGAGACCUGGAGAGCAGGGUGCUUAGCUGCAACCCGCUCUUGGAGAGCUUCGGCAACGCUGUGACCCUCAAGAACGACAACUCGUCGCGCUUCGGGAAGUUCAUCAAGAUCCAGUUCGACAAGAAGGGGAGGAUUAGGGGGGCACAAAUCCAAAACUACCUCUUGGAAAAGACGAGGAUCGUGGCCCAGGCGAAAAGAGAGCGGAGCUACCACAUCUUCUACCAGCUGCUGGCGGGGUCGUCCGAUGCCCUUAAGGAGGAGCUCAAGCUGGACAAGGGAGUCACCGGCUUCCAGUGCCUCAAGGGAUCCAGCAUCAAAGGGGAGGACGCGCCUGACUUUCACGGCGAGUCGUUCUAUUUGGAGAUGAAUCGUACCGUGUGUCGCUUCGCUGAUGGCGCCGUUACCACUUCUGUUGCUGCGCAGCGCACUACGGAGUGCCUGAAGAAGAUUGGCGUGGCCCCAGUGAGCAAGGAGGGGGAGCACGGGCAAGACGCCAUAUUCAGGCUCAUCGCGGCCAUUAUGCACCUCCUCAACGUCGGCUUCGAGUCAGUCCACGUUAACGAGGGCGAGGCUUGUGAGAUCCGAGACAGCACGAGGCCCUCGUUGGCCUUCGCCGCUGAGCUGCUUGGAGUGGAGGCGGAUAGGCUGGAGAAAGCGGCGGUCUCCAAGACCAUGGCGGUGCGCAGCUCGAACACGAUGAUGCUGCAGACGGUGGAGCAGGCCCACGAUAAGGUGGCCGCCCUGGGCAAGGCUCUCUACAGCCAGCUCUUCCUGUGGCUCGUGGCCAAGCUGAACACCACCAUAUCUGCACCCCAGAGCGACGUGUGGGGCUUCAUCGGCGUACUGGACAUCUACGGCUUCGAGAAGUUCAACACCAACAGCCUCGAGCAGCUGCUCAUCAACUACGCCAACGAGCACCUCCAGCGCCACUUCAACCAGCAUAUGUUCGAGGUGGAGCAAAUUGACUACGACAACGAGCAGAUCGACUGGAGCUACAUCACCUUCAACGACAACAAGGCGUGUCUGGAGCUCAUCGACGGCAAGGGCGGCCUCUUCUCCUGCCUAGACGACAUCCAGCGGUUUGAGGGUAAAGAGGCCAACCUCAAGUUCCUCAGCAGCUUCAAGCAGAAACACGGUCCUUCCGCUGGCGGCGGCGGCGGCGGCGGCGCGAACAUGAGGGGAAGUAUGGCCAAGGCCGGGUCUACGUACGGCUCCAUUUCCUCUCCAGCCACGAGGCGGAAGAACACUCUCGGCCACCCGCACUUCGUAUCGCCUCGGUUCGACCCCGACAUCUCCUUCGGAAUAAAGCACUACGCCGGCGACGUGUUCUACAACGUGGCCAAAUUCAACCAAAAGAACAGGGAGAACCUCACGGCGGACAUGAAGGAGCUCAUGGCGUCCUCCACCUGUGCUCUCGUCGUCGAUGUGUUCAAAGCCGGCGAGCAAGAUGGUCAGGACGACGACGACGACGACGAAGAUGCCUUUGAAGCGCCUACACGCGGUCGGGGCGGGGCCGGCGGACGCACCAUCCGCUCCAAGAGCAUCGGCAUCCAGUUCAAAGAGAGCCUCGCCGAGCUCAUGGCCACCAUCGCCAUCACUCACCCCAGGUACAUCCGAUGCGUCAAGCCCAACCCGGACAAGCAAAGCGGCAGGUUCGACGGCGAGGACGUUCUGCUUCAGCUGCAGUACUCGGGGACCAUGGAGACCAUCCGCAUCCGCCAGCAGGGCUACGCCCUUCGCGAGCUGAAGGACGACUUCCUCAAGAAGUACAAGGUGCUGCAGCCCGACGCCGAGGAUCUCGAGGCCCUCGUCGCCUACCUGAGCAGCAUGCUGGGCGCUUCCCACCGCGACUGGCAGAUCGGGACGUCCAAGGUUUUCCUCCGCACGUCCAUGUCGGACAAACUCAAUCUCAUGGUGGACCUUCGGAAGAAGUGCGCCACCCGCGUCAUCCAGCGCUGGGUGGUCAACACCAGGCGAAGGAGGGUUGUGCGCACCACGCUGCAGGAUGAGGAGCGGCUGACUGCGGCGGUGCUCGACCAACCUAUCGCCAUGUCGGGCUCCCGCGUACGUAUGUACAUGGCCGAGGGCGACGGCCGGUUGUGCCACGCCGCUAUGGAAAUCUUGGCGCGAGCGUUCUGCGCGUGCAUCAUGGACAUGGUCUGUGACGAACACACCAGGGGCGGGUCUCCCGCCGGUGUUCGCCCGCCCCAGUUCGAUGCCGGUCCAGCCGACGCCGCUGCCUCGCGAUCUUCUUUCUCCGCGUGCAACCGGCUGGCGAACCUGACCGUUCGCGACAUCCAAGCUCUCGUGCAUUGCCGCCAACGCCGCACGCAUCUCGGCAAUGUCGGUGGCGCUCUCGCCCCGCCGCCGCGCAGCGGUGCAGCCGACCGCGCGGCGUCCGUCGCGUCGUGCUACUGGUGGGUGGCUGAGCAGUGCGCCCCCGACCCCGCCCCGCCGGCGUCCCACCGGACCUCGAUCUCGUCCCUGACGGCAUCUGUUGUGUCGGAACACCCGACCGCCAAUGGGACGGAGACAGCAAGCAAGUAUGAAACGACAUUAUCGCGGGCGCCGUUCUUGAAGUCGUCGGUGAAGGUGAUGAAGUACCUCCGAGCCGCGGCUUACUUCCGGAACCUGCUCCAAGAGAGGCGGGCGGCGACUUCGAUGGUGCGGUGGUACCGUCUGUCCAGGGACCGUAAACGGUUCGUGUCUAUGAAGGAUGCCGAGAAGGUGGUCAAGUCCGCGCUGAGAGUGAGGUACUUCGUGACCCAGCUGGGCGUGAGAAAGGAGUUCGCAGGCAGUUCGGUGAGCGAGAUCGAAGCGGCUAUUGAGACCCUAGUGGAGAAGGAGAAGGCGCUCAGAGACAAAAAGGAUUUCUUGGCCUGUCUGCCCGUAGCGUCCCGCCUGCACCACCUGAAGAUCGUGGCCACCUCCAUGAAGGAGCGCGACGAGAGGCGCAAGGAGCUAGCGGCCGACGGCAACGGGGGCGGCGCGAUCGGGGCAGACGGCGGCCCCGCUCGGCAAGAGGUGGAAGUGCGUCUGAUGGAGGCCGGGUGGAGGAUGGCCGACGCAGAGGCGGAACAGAACUAUGCGGUGUGCACGCGGCUGCAGAGGGAGAUCAAGAACCUCGAGGCGCAGCGUGAGCAGAACCCCACGCUGGCCGAGCUGAAAGAGAAGGAGGAGAAGACCAAGGCCGAGAUUGACGAGGCGGCCGCUAACGCCGACUACGCGAAGGCGGGGCAGUUGCAGGCGAGAUGUGUAACGGAGCUGGUGAAGAUGGAGGAGAAGAUCAAGGUGAUCGAAGAGGUAGUGGAGGCCGAAAAGGCCCGGAGCGCCUUGAAGGACUUGUCUCAGAAGGAGCUCGAGGACAAGAUUCACACCACCAGCGACGAGCUCGAAGCGGCCAAGGCCGCGAAGGAGUUCGCCAAGUGCAUCGACCUACAGGCACAGCUGUCCGAGAUGCAAGCCGCCGCGGAAGCCUUGCCGACGAUGGAGCAGGUGGAGAGGGAGGUCAUAUCGGCGGAGGCGGAGAUGGCGGCGGCGAAGGCCAGGAAGGAUUACCGCCGGGCCGCAGAACUUUCCAUCAAGCUUCCGGCGAUUCUGGACCGGCACAGCGCCGUGGCGUCCGCGAUCCGGAAGGCGAUGAACCGGAAGCAGCUUGCCGAGGAGGUCCAGCGUCUGGAGGGGGAGAUGCGCUUGGCGAAGGCUGAGAAGAGGUUCUCUCAGUGCUCUUUGCUGCAGAGGAGCCUGACCGAGAUGCAGGUCUUAACCGACGGGCUUCCUAGCGUUCGUGAGAUCGAGGAGGACAUCAGCGAUGUCCGUGUGAAGAUGGACACUGCCGUGUCCGAGAAGAACUAUGCCGACGCCGAGAAGUUCCGGGUGAGGCUUACCGAGCUCGCCGAGGAGAAGGCUCUAGCAUCCGAGAAGGAGCAGCACUCCAACUCCAGCCCUCAAGACCCGGUGGCCAAGGUGAGGGCGGCCUUUCGUAUUUUCUGA
Messenger RNA from Ectocarpus sp. CCAP 1310/34, 4386 nucleotides. The record is from the annotation of a GenBank genome assembly. NCBI's taxonomy places the organism in Eukaryota, Phaeophyceae, Ectocarpales, Ectocarpaceae.